GUAGCCUACACUACAUCUGGAAUCUUGUGGCAGUGUGUAUUUGCAACGGCAAAAUUAUUAAUCGAAACAGUUGAAACGAGACUCAGUCACGUUGUGCACAAGUAGACUACAGCACCACUUGAGUGUUUUAAGGCUAUGUCCAAUGCCACAGCAUGGGUCGAUUAACGAACUAGAACGCGCAAAAGAAGAGGAUGUAAAAACUAAAGCUUUUUUGUCGAUAAGUCUGGAGAGGGACAGUCGCAUGCUGUUGUACUGGCAUGCUCUAAAGCAGGAUAGUCAAGUGUAAGCCGGUGGAGAUUGCAACUUGAACAUCUGGUGAAUGUCGUCGUUGCGUGCAUGAGAGAGAGACGGAUGAGUUUUUCUAAGUGCCACAUAUUCGUCGGAAACAACAUAGGAUCAAACUGGACACCACAAACUCAGUUGGCGGCGACCUAAGAUUAUCCAAUCUAUUGUCUAUCAAAUGAGAAAAUAUGCACUACUUGACAUCUCACGUGCUUGAGAGACGGUCACUGGACACAACUGUGUGGCGGAUUUAAAAGGAGCAAGAGUUUUUACCUGGUUGCCUACAUAGAAGUUGUUAAUCGGUAGGCGGCGCACAUGCUUACCUUGCUGCACUUCCUCAGUCUAUGUAAAACAAAACUAAUACCGGAGGGGGCAGGGUCAUUAGUUGUGUGUGCGGUGGACAUAAUACCCGACGGCUUGCUGAAUCACACAAACUCUUCCGCAUCGACAAAACUUUGAGGACGGCGGUUCCUUUGCCGUUGAUUUCUUAUGUUCAGAUGGACUGUGCAGAUGUUUAUGGAGGGGCGACGAAUAUGAACAGCUCUCAAUUGUACAGGACUGCGCAUAGAGAGAGAAAAUAAUACCCCCAGAUGUUCAAUUUUCACCUCUCCAUUUCUACCUUUUGACGGAGUUAAGUGAAGUGGGCUAGUGUUGUCCAUUAUAUUUCAGUUAUCGUCGGGACCAUAUGCUGUACAUGACUUUAGGGUCUUGAACGUAUUGUGACUUUUGCGAGUUCACGAAGAAUAUCCAACUUUCAUUGAGCAGGAAGAUGCGGCUGAGCAGACAAUUUACUGUUUUUGGCAGUGCCAUAUUUUUUGUCGUUAUUAUCUCACUAUACUUAAUGCUGGAUCAUCUACAAUUAGAUCAUACCAAAAAUCCAAGCAGUGGAAUGGACCGGUCACAAAAUGGGCAGCUGUCUGUCCUGCAGGACAAAAUCGAUCACCUGGAAAGACUGCUUGCUGAGAACAACGAGAUUAUCACCAACAUCAGGGACUCUAUUAUCAAAAUCACAGACUCAGUGAAGGAUGGGCGAAGGGCAGUGGACUCGGGCAACUUCAGCCAGGGGCCUGCAGAGAUGCUCCCGUCACCUCCACUGGUCAUCCCCAUCGACCCUGAAGACUGUCAGUUCUCAACAAGGCCUUACUCCAAAUCUGCUGAUGGAGUGCAGAUGUUGGAUGUGUAUGAUCUACUGGCCUUCGACAACCCUGAUGGGGGCGUGUGGAAACAAGGCUUUGAAAUCACCUAUGACGAGCACGAGUGGGACAAGGAACCUCUGCAGGUGUUUGUGGUGCCACACUCGCACAAUGACCCAGGCUGGUUGAAGACCUUUGAUGAUUACUAUCGCGACCAGACACAGCACAUCCUCAACAACAUGGUGGUGAAGCUCCAUGAGGAUGUCCGCAGGAAGAUCAUCUGGUCAGAGAUCUCCUACUUUUCCAAGUGGUGGGACAACAUCGACGACCAGAAACGGGGACGCUGUGAAAAAAGUGCGUUGAUUGAGAGCGGCCAACUGGAGAUUGCCACCGGGGGCUGGGUGAUGCCCGACGAGGCCAACUCCCACUAUUUUGCCCUGAUCGACCAGCUCCUGGAGGGACAUCAGUGGCUGGAGAGGCAUUUGGGUGUGAAGCCCAAGACGGGCUGGGCCGUAGACCCGUUCGGCCACUCUCCCACCCAGGCCUACCUGCUGAAGCAGGCAGGGUUCUCCAACAUGCUGAUCCAGAGGGUCCACUACUCGGUCAAGAAACACUUUGCCAGCCACAAAACGCUGGAGUUCUUCUGGAGGCAAAAUUGGGACCACGAUGCCAGCACCGAUAUCCUGUGCCACAUGAUGCCCUUUUACAGCUAUGAUGUGCCCCACACCUGCGGCCCCGACCCUAAGACCUGCUGCCAGUUCGACUUCAAGAGGCUCCCGGGUGGCCGUGUCAGCUGCCCCUGGAGAGUCCCUCCCCAGGCCAUCACUGACCACAACGUCCAGGACAGAGCCCGAAUGUUGCUGGAUCAGUAUCGAAAGAAGUCCAAGCUAUUCCGGUCCAAGGUGGUUCUGGCUCCUUUGGGGGAUGACUUCCGUUAUACAGAGGCACUGGAGUGGGACCAGCAGUACCAGAACUACCAGAAGCUCUUUGACUACAUGAACUCUCACCCUGAACUUCAUGUCAAGGCCCAGUUUGGGACCAUCUCCGACUACUUUGAGGCUCUGCGGAAAGCGACGGGCGACGGCGUGGGCUCCCUGACGCUUCCAACGGUUAGCGGCGACUUCUUCACCUACGCGGAUCGUGACGACCACUACUGGAGUGGCUACUUCACCUCACGGCCCUUCUACAAGCGUCUGGACCGCAUACUAGAGUCUCACCUCAGGGCUGCUGAGAUACUCUACUCCUUGGCUCUGGCCAACAUGAGGAAGGUUGGCAAGUCCAACGACUUCCCCGCCGUGGAGAGCUAUAAGCUUCUGACAGGCGCCAGGCGCAACCUCGCCCUCUUCCAGCACCACGACGCCAUCACAGGCACAGCUAAGGACUGGGUGGUGGUAGACUACGGCACCAGGCUGUUCCACUCCAUCCUGAACCUGAAACGGGUCAUUGUAAGCUCAGCCCACUGGCUCUCUCUGAAGGACAAGCAGAUGUUUAAUCACGACCCGUCCAAUCUCUUUCUGCAAAUGGAUGACGUCCAGCCAGCUCAAGAUGCUCUGCCCCGCAAGACGGUUUUAAAAAUAGGCCCAAACCCACGGUCCCUGGUCAUCUACAAUUCAGGGGACCAGGCGCGGUCGUCCAUGGUGACCGUUUACACGAAUACCCCCCACGUGCGAGUUCUCAAUGCUUACGGUCAGGUGGUUAGGACACAGGUCAGCGCCGUGUGGGAGGACACCACCAGAGUGUCCAAAGAUGCCUACCAGUUGUCUUUUGUAGCUCAAGUUCCCACUCUGGGUCUGGGCGUCUACCAGCUCUGUGAAAGGGCGGAGGUACAGACUGAACCCGCCCGGUACCUCGUCCUGCAGCAAGGCAACGACCUAUCAAUCAAGGGCGGCGAGUCCUUCCAAGUGGCCACGUCCCAGGGCCAGACGGAGCCCAUCAUCCUGGAGAACAACCACCUGCAGCUGACCAUCUCCCCCAUCACCGGCCUGCUUGAGAAACUGAAGCUGAAGGAGGACGGCGUGGAGCGACAGAUGAAAGUGGAGUUUGUCUGGUAUGGCACCACCAGCAGGAAAGAUAAGAGUGGCGCCUACCUCUUCCUGCCCGACGGGGACGCCAAGCCCUACACUUCAUCCAAGCCGCCAGUGAUCAGAGUCAACAGGGGCUCCGUGUUCUCCGAAGUCACCACUUCCCUAACUCACAUCACACACACGGUGCGCCUCUACCACAUCAACGGUUUGGAGGGCCAGUCGGCAGAGAUCUGUAACUCGGUGGAUAUAAGGGGGGAGUUCAACCGUGAAAUUGCAAUGAGGAUAAAAUCAGACCUGAACAGCAAGGAUCGAUUCUUUACAGAUCUCAAUGGGUUCCAGAUCCAGCCCAGGCGGACGAUGUCCAAGCUGCCUCUGCAGGCAAACUUCUACCCCAUGACCAGCAUGGCCUACCUGCAGGACCCCAGCCUCCGGCUCAGCCUGCUCACCGCCCAGUCCCUGGGGGUCAGCAGCCUGCAUAGCGGCCAUCUGGAGGUGAUUCUGGACCGGCGGCUCAACCAGGACGACAACCGAGGCCUUGGUCAGGGUGUCCUGGACAACAAGGUCACCGCCAACGCCUUCCGCCUGCUGCUGGAAAAGAGGAGCUUCGCCGAAGAGCCACAGGGAGAGGGCAACACUCCCAAUAGCUUCCCUUCUCUGGUGGGGCACAUGUCGUACAUGCACCUCAACCACCCGCUCAUCCCAAUGGCCACGGGCCUGGACACGGCUGAGGUCCCCCUGACCCCCUACGCACCUCUGGAGUCCUCGCUGCCCUGCGACGUCCACCUGGUCAACCUUCGCACCAUCCAGUCCAAGGAUGAGGGUGGAGGUCCAUCCGAGGAGGCUGCUUUAAUUCUGCACAGAAAAGGCUUUGACUGCUCCUUCUCCAGCAGAAACACUGGCCUUCUGUGUUCGACCACAUGUGGCAAGAUCGCUGUGGACAAGCUGUUUGGUGAGCUGACGGUGCGGCGGCUGACGCCGGCGUCUCUGUCCCUGUUGCACAGCCCCGAGAGUGACCAGAGCUUGCACCAAAUCACAAUCAAGCCCAUGGAGAUCAGCACACACCGACUACAGCUCAGCUGAGUCUCUUGGACCUCCCCUGACCACCAGUC
Alosa alosa (allis shad) is the source of this 4548-nucleotide messenger RNA. RefSeq names its product mannosidase, alpha, class 2A, member 1 (gene man2a1). NCBI's taxonomy places the organism in Eukaryota, Metazoa, Chordata, Actinopteri, Clupeiformes, Clupeidae. The transcript has 22 exons. The record is from RefSeq and is a predicted model, not a curated record. Gene Ontology annotation, biological process: mannose metabolic process; N-glycan processing; protein deglycosylation. Bases 1052 to 4519 code for a protein of 1155 amino acids. Gene Ontology annotation, molecular function: carbohydrate binding; alpha-mannosidase activity. Gene Ontology annotation, cellular component: Golgi membrane.